AUGUGUUGUUUUGUUCAAGGAAAGUCGCUUGCCCCAAUACCUGAAGAUGAAGCCGAGUGUGAAGAAGAUGAUAGUCACAUAGACGAAACAGAACUCAACAACAGCAAUGAAGGAGGAGAAAAAGAAGACGACUGCAAAAAGGCUAAAGAUCGAGCAGCUAUAGAAAAUGGCGGACAACAUAAUGCCGUAACAGCAAACAACACAAAAAAUAGUGAUUUUGAAAAAGUCAAAUUAUCAUCCGAAGAAUCACCCUCCCGGAACCAGAUCGAGCAAGGACCCCUCAGUCGACAGGCCUCAGGCUGGCAGACUAUCCCAAAACCGAAAGGGCACUCCCAUCUUGACUACUCGAGGUGGGACCGCGUUGAAGACGAGUCGAGCGAAGAAGAAACUGAUGAUGAUGAUGAAGAUGACGAUUGUCACCCUCAGUACCGGUUUCGUGUUAAGACAGUUGGUGUGAAGGCGGUAAAGUAA
Striga hermonthica is the source of this 471-nucleotide messenger RNA. The record is from the annotation of a GenBank genome assembly. Lineage: Eukaryota; Viridiplantae; Streptophyta; Magnoliopsida; Lamiales; Orobanchaceae.